Loa loa (African eye worm) is the source of this 2288-nucleotide messenger RNA. RefSeq names its product D-tyrosyl-tRNA(Tyr) deacylase. Gene Ontology annotation, molecular function: RNA binding. Bases 85 to 2214 code for a protein of 709 amino acids. Lineage: Eukaryota; Metazoa; Nematoda; Chromadorea; Rhabditida; Onchocercidae. Gene Ontology annotation, cellular component: catalytic step 2 spliceosome; intracellular anatomical structure. The transcript has 20 exons. The record is from RefSeq and is a predicted model, not a curated record.
AUGUUGCAGUUGGAGUAGGAUUGCAAUUGUACAUGGUGGGUGAAUGACGAAGCUCCUGAGGUAAUAAAGCAGAAGUGUUCGAGGAUGAGCUCAACUUAUGGGACUCAAAGAAGUAGACAUGCUUUUUUGAAGCCGGCUGAUGGUGAUACUUUCGACAAUCGUAAUGGCCCACUUAUCCUGGAGGAUCGCGUAACUGAGGAAAGAACUAAUGUGAUCGUAAGUAAUCCAUUCCUUGCGCUUUCCAUUCAGCAGCAACGUGCGCGACUUCCUAUUUUUAAGCAUCGCAAUCAUAUUAUAUAUCUACUAGAAAAAUAUCGUAUACUUAUCAUCGUUGGUGAAACUGGAUGUGGCAAAAGUACCCAAGUACCUCAGUACUUGAUGGAGGUUGGCUGGGCCUCAGAUGGACGAAAAAUAGGCGUAACACAGCCAAGAAGGAUAGCAGCAGUUACGUUGGCUAAUCGCGUUGCUGAGGAGAAAUCAUGCAAACUUGGUACGGAUGUUGGUUAUGUAGUUCGCUUUGAUGAUAUGACCGAUUCGGAAACUAAGAUAAAGUACAUGACCGAUGGCAUCCUUCUUCGUGAAUUUAUGUCCGACCCCUUAUUAACACAAUACAGUAUACUGAUGAUUGAUGAAGCACACGAACGUUCUAUUAACACCGACGUUACAUUGGGUUUACUGCGAAAAGUAAUUAUGGUACGUCAAGAUCUUCGAAUAAUCGUCUCGUCUGCAACUCUUGAUGCCAUUCUUUUUCGUGAUUUUUUCGAGUUGAAUGAUACAAAUGACAGAACCAAAGACAUAACAAGUAUUAUCUCUGUGGAGGGUCACAUCCAUCCUGUCACUGUCUAUCACACCAGAAAUCCUGUACCGGAUUAUAUUCAGAAAACAGUAGAAACUGUCCUUGAUAUUCAUAAAAAUGAACAGCCCGGCGAUAUAUUGGUGUUUCUUACAGGACAAGAUGAGGUAGAAUCAGUUAGUAAACAGCUAAUUGAAGCGGUCAAAGAUCUCAGAAACAAGAAAGCAGAUAAAAUGUGGAUUGUACCCAUGUAUGGCUCGUUACCUGCGUUUGAACAGUUAAAAGCCUUUGACUCAACCCCUUAUGGCACAAGGAAAGUCGUGAUUGCUACAAAUAUUGCCGAGACGUCUUUAACCAUACCUGGAAUAACUUAUGUGAUUGAUUGCGGUUUUGUAAAACUUCGGGUAAUGAAUCCUGAAAAUUAUUUCGAAAGCUUGAUGAAAUUGCCUAUUUCUCAAGCAUCAGCACAACAGCGCACAGGCAGGGCUGGACGAAUUCGCCCCGGAAAAUGUUAUCGUCUCUAUCCACAAGAAGAAUACGACAAACUUCUGGUGAAUACGAUACCCGAAAUGCAGCGACUAAACCUCGCAGCUGUCAUUCUGUUGUUGAAAGCGUUAGGGAUACACAAUGUGUUGCGGUUCAAUUACUUAUCGCGGCCAUCUUCCUUUGCAAUGGCUGAAGGUCUUCAGUCGUUGUAUUACCUUGGAGCCCUUUCCAAAGACGGUUUGUUAACCAACCCGUUAGGCAUUCAAAUGAUAGAAUUUCCUUUGCCGCCCCAACAUUCCAAAACUCUUCUUUGUUCGGGUGAACUUGGUUGCAGUGAAGAGAUUGCAACGAUUAUAGCGAUGCUCCAAAUACAAGAUGUUUUUGUAAUACCAUCGAGAUCUCGCCAUAGAGCUGAAUUAAUGAAAAGGAAUUUCUCGGUUGAAGAGGGCGAUCAUCUCACUCUUUUGAACGUUUUCACGAAUUUCAUACAGAAUGGUAAAUCAAAGCAGUGGUGCAUCAAUCAUUUUCUGAAUUAUCGUGGCUUGCGUCGUGCGGAAGCAAUUCGUGACCAACUGCUGGGUCUUUUGAGACGUCAUAAUGUACCAAUCAGAUCAUGCAAAGAAAAUGGAGAGGUGAACUCAAUACUUCGCUGUCUGGUAAAAGGAUUUUUCUCACAAGCCGCUUACUAUCAUUAUUCUGGCGACUAUGUUACUGUUAGGAACGAAUACCAUUUCAAAGUUUAUAAAGGAUCAGCGAUUAUGUACAAAAAGGAAUUUCCAAAAUGGAUAAUAUUCACGGAGGUGCUACAAGAUUCGAUACGUGAUAUCAGCGUAAUUGAAUCAGAAUGGUUGCAUCAGCUAGUUCCGGAAUACUACGAAUUUGGGACGGAUGCUGAAAUAGCAAGGAGAAGAAUGGAAACAAAAAAUGUUUCGUAAUCAGUAGCAUAAUCAUGUUUCAUAAUCAUAUUGUUUCCUUAUGAGAAAGUCUAAUAAAAUUUUUCAAAAUACAA